GGUCCUGUAGCCCGGAAAGAUGGGUGUCGACCAACUAGUCGAGACUAUUAUACCAUACAAUUUAAGGUCUAUAGCAACUCAUUUAUAUGUUCCUCCUUUUACAAUAAUCACUGCAAUCUGGACAUAUGUCUGGCUCAAUAUUUUCGGCUAUGAAGAAUAUUAUGAACUUGGAAUGUUGGGAUAUGCAGCAAUUUUUGUGAUUCUUGCACUAGUUCUUCUUUUCUGUCAUUGGAUGAUGCCUGUUCGAUGUUUCCUCAUGUGUUCAAAGCAAGAAGAUGUUCGUAUUGCUUCUCAUGUGUGUGUUAUCCCUACACAAAAUAACGGAUGGCCGGAAUUAGUUAAACUUAUGAGAACAACGCGUGAUAAACAAACAAAGUUAUGGUUCGAAUUUCAAAGAGUUCACUAUACUUGGGAUGAAGAGAGCAGAGAAUUUCAGACGAAAACUCUUGAUACUGCGAAACCAAUGGUUUUCUUUCAAAAAUCACACGGAUUCGAAGUUGAAGAGCAUGUUAAAGAUGCUAAAUAUCUUCUCGGAGACAACAAAACUGAAAUGAUUGUUCCACAAUUCUUGGAAAUGUUCAUUGAAAGAGCUACAGCUCCAUUCUUCGUCUUUCAAGUGUUCUGUGUUGGAUUGUGGUGUCUGGAAGAUAUGUGGUAUUAUUCACUUUUUACACUUUUCAUGCUUAUGACAUUCGAAGCAACACUCGUCAAACAGCAAAUGAAGAAUAUGUCUGAAAUCCGGAAUAUGGGAAAUAAAACGUAUAUGAUUAACGUGCUCCGUGGCAAGAAAUGGCAAAAAAUCAAGAUUGAAGAGUUAGUGGCCGGAGAUAUCGUUUCAAUUGGAAGAGGUGCUGAAGAAGAAUGUGUUCCAUGUGAUCUUCUGCUUCUACGUGGACCCUGUAUCGUUGAUGAAUCGAUGUUAACUGGAGAAAGUGUUCCACAAAUGAAAGAACCAAUUGAGGAUGUUGAAAAAGAUAAGAUCUUUGAUAUUGAAACAGACAGCAGAUUACACGUUAUCUUCGGAGGAACCAAGAUUGUUCAGCACACAGCACCAGGAAAAGCUGCAGAGGGAAUGGUAAAAUCACCGGAUGGAAACUGCAUCUGUUAUGUAAUUCGAACUGGAUUCAACACUUCUCAAGGAAAACUCCUCCGUACUAUCAUGUUCGGAGUCAAGAAAGCAACUGCUAACAAUUUGGAAACCUUCUGUUUCAUUCUUUUCCUUCUUAUUUUCGCAAUUGCCGCUGCUGCAUAUCUUUGGAUCAAAGGAUCAGUUGACGAGACUCGGAGUAAAUACAAAUUGUUCCUUGAAUGUACACUUAUUCUCACUUCUGUUAUCCCACCGGAGCUUCCAAUCGAAUUAUCACUUGCUGUCAACUCAUCAUUGAUGGCUCUUCAAAAAUUGGGAAUUUUUUGUACAGAACCAUUCCGAAUUCCAUUUGCCGGAAAAGUCGAUAUCUGUUGUUUUGACAAAACAGGAACAUUGACAACUGACAAUUUGGUUGUUGAAGGAGUUGCAUUGAAUAAUCAAAAAGAAGGAAUGAUCCGAAACGCAGAAGAUCUUCCACAUGAAAGUCUUCAAGUUCUAGCAUCUUGUCACAGUCUCGUUCGAUUCGAAGAAGAUCUCGUUGGAGAUCCAUUGGAAAAAGCAUGUCUUUCAUGGUGUGGUUGGAAUUUAACAAAAGGAGAUGCUGUAAUGCCGCCUAAAACAGCAGCCAAGGGUAUUUCUGGAAUUAAAAUCUUCCAUCGUUAUCACUUUUCAUCGGCAAUGAAGAGAAUGACAGUUGUUGCUGGAUAUCAAUCACCUGGAACUUCUGAUACGACAUUCAUUGUAGCUGUCAAAGGUGCUCCAGAAGUGCUCAGAAAUAUGUACGCCGACCUUCCAUCUGAUUACGACGAAACGUAUACUCGUCUGACUCGUCAAGGAUCUCGUGUUCUUGCUAUGGGAAUACGUAAACUUGGAGAAACUCGAGUUGGAGAACUUCGCGAUAAGAAACGAGAGAAUUUCGAAAAUGAUCUCGCAUUUGCUGGAUUUGUCGUCAUAUCGUGCCCACUGAAGAGUGAUACUAAAACAAUGAUUCGUGAAAUUAUGGAUAGUUCUCAUGUAGUUGCAAUGAUUACUGGAGAUAACCCAUUAACAGCUUGUCAUGUAUCAAAAGUUCUUAAAUUCACCAAAAAGUCAUUGCCGACUUUAGUUCUUGAUGAACCUGCCGAUGGAGUUGACUGGAUGUGGAAAUCUGUUGAUGGAACUAUCGAAUUGCCGUUGAAACCAGAAACAAAAAAUAAAAUGGAGAGAAAAGCGUUCUUCAAUUCUCACGAAUUCUGUCUGACCGGUUCAGCUUUCCAUCACUUGGUGCACAAUGAGCACACUUUCCUACGAGAGCUUAUUCUACAUGUUAAAGUAUUCGCAAGAAUGGCUCCAAAACAAAAAGAACGAAUUAUCAACGAGUUAAAAUCAUUAGGAAAAGUUACUCUUAUGUGUGGAGAUGGUACAAAUGAUGUCGGAGCUUUGAAGCAUGCUAACGUUGGAGUUGCUCUUCUAACAAACCCUUAUGAUGCAGAGAAGGCCGCUGAAAAAGAAAAAGAGAAAAAAGCAAAAAUCGAAGAAGCUCGUUCACUCGUUCGCUCAGGAGCUCAAUUACCACAACGACCAGGUGCCCCAGGAGCACCUCCAGCGGCUAACGCAGCUCGUCGUGAUGCUCCUCCUGGAGCCCGCGCGAGAGCUCCCCUACCACCAAUGGCUAAUGCUGCUCAAGCCCGACUAGAUAAUCUAAUGAAAGAGUUGGAAGAAGAGGAAAAAGCUCAAGUGAUCAAGUUGGGUGAUGCCUCAAUUGCUGCGCCAUUCACCAGUAAAUAUACAUCGAUUGCAUCCAUUUGUCACGUCAUCAAACAAGGUCGUUGUACUCUUGUUACAACUCUUCAAAUGUUCAAAAUUCUCGCUCUCAAUGCUCUUGUUUCUGCUUAUUCACUUUCUGCACUUUAUCUGGAUGGCGUUAAAUUCAGUGAUACCCAGGCAACUAUUCAAGGACUUCUUCUUGCAGCAUGCUUCUUGUUCAUUUCAAAAUCAAAGCCUCUGAAAACAUUAUCUCGUCAACGACCAAUGGCGAAUAUUUUCAAUGCCUAUACUCUUCUGACUGUCACUCUUCAGUUUAUUGUACACUUCUCUUGUCUCCUUUACAUUGUCGGACUCGCACAUGAAGCCAAUACAGAAAAAGCUCCUGUCGAUUUGGAAGCAAAAUUCACGCCAAAUAUUUUGAACACUACGGUUUAUAUAAUUUCAAUGGCUCUUCAAGUUUGCACAUUUGCUGUCAACUACAGAGGACGACCGUUCAUGGAAUCUUUAUUCGAGAAUAAGGCCAUGCUUUACAGUAUUAUGUUCUCAGGAGGAGCAGUUUUCACUCUUGCCAGUGGACAAGCUACGGAUCUCAUGAUUCAAUUUGAACUAGUUGUUCUACCAGAAGCUCUACGAAAUGCGUUGCUAAUGUGUGUCACAGCGGAUCUUGUUAUCUGUUAUAUCAUCGAUCGUGGUCUGAAUUUCCUGCUGGGAGAUAUGUUCUAAAUUACUCGUUUUUCUUAUUAUCCUUCUUCCUUGACAUUCCCUAUCAACAUCUUUUUUCUGCCAUCCUGUUGUUUAAUUUAUUUUUUCGGUUUUAUCUUCACUUAGAACCAAAGCUAUCGCAUGAUCUAAGAUCAGAAAUAGUCAUUUCAUUGUCGCUGUUUCAGAGCAUAAUGUUUCUGUGAUAUAUACAUUUCUGUUGAAAUCUUGCAGAUUCAUUUACAAUGUAUUUAUUUGAGUCUUUUUUUAGUAAUAAAAUUAUCAUCAUCAUUC
Caenorhabditis elegans is the source of this 3826-nucleotide messenger RNA. It is a transcript of the gene catp-8, whose product is annotated as putative manganese-transporting ATPase catp-8. NCBI's taxonomy places the organism in Eukaryota, Metazoa, Nematoda, Chromadorea, Rhabditida, Rhabditidae. Gene Ontology annotation, molecular function: nucleotide binding; P-type transmembrane transporter activity; ATP binding. The record is from RefSeq and is marked reviewed. Gene Ontology annotation, cellular component: endoplasmic reticulum; endoplasmic reticulum membrane; membrane. The coding region runs from base 20 to 3556 and encodes 1178 amino acids. The transcript has 9 exons.